Saccoglossus kowalevskii is the source of this 699-nucleotide messenger RNA. Its product is annotated as E3 ubiquitin-protein ligase TRIM71-like. NCBI's taxonomy places the organism in Eukaryota, Metazoa, Hemichordata, Enteropneusta, Harrimaniidae. The record is from RefSeq and is a predicted model, not a curated record.
AUGGAAGGAAAACAGCAAGUUGCCAUGAUGAUUGGUAACCAACAUAUACCAGGAUCACCAUUCCAUAUUCCUGUUAUCAUAGGAUUAGUACAGACAGUGGGAAAUGCAGGAAGUGAAGGACAGCUCAGCAAUCCUAUACCAGGAUCACCAUUCCAUAUUCCUGUUAUCAGAGGAUUGGUACAGACGGUGGGAAAUUCAGGAAGUGAAGGACAGCUCAGCUAUCCUGUGGGAAUAACCAUAAAUAAACAUGGUGACUUUGUCACAGCUGAUACCAGUAACAAUAGAGUGACUAUACAUGACAGAGAUGGAAAUUACAAACAAUCAUUUACAUUCACUGGUCAGUUUGCAACGCCAUUCAAUCCACGGGAUGUAGCAAUAUCAGAUGAUAAUGAAUACUUUAUGACAGAUAACAAUAACAAACAAGUAGUUGUGAGUGAUGAAUACGGAAAGUUGAUUAGAAUGUUUGGAAGUUCUGAAAUUGAUGAUCCAUGGGGAAUUGCAAUUAAUCCUGUUACUAAGAAUGUGUAUGUGAGUGAGCAUAGUAAGGAUUGUAUUAGAAAGUAUACCCAGGAUGGUGUGUAUAUUAAGUCAUUUGGGAAAAGUGGAGAUAAGCAAGGAGAGUUCAAUAUACCUUACUUGUUAGCUAUUAACAGUAAAGGGAUGGUAUAUGUGCCAGAUUGUUACAACCACCGUAUUCAG